AUGUCUGAUUUUGAUUAUAUCCAAAAAAAUACUCCUCCUGAAUUUCCUGAAAAAUUUAAAACUGCACUUCUUCCAGAAAAUAUUAAAAAGAAUAGAUAUAGUGAUGUUUUAGCAAAUGAUGAUACAAGAGUAAAAUUAAAUAAUAAUGGUUAUAUAAAUGCUAAUUAUAUUUUUCAAGGAAGAAUGAUUGCGUCUCAAGCACCAACCAUUGAAACUAUCCCUGAUUUCCUUCAAAUGAUUAUUGAACAACAAGUACCAAUUGUAAUAAUGUUAACAAAAUGUAAAGAAAAAACAAGAAUCAAAGCUACACCUUAUUGGGGAUAUAAGUCUGAAGGUGGUAAAAAGGUUUUUGGAAACUAUACAGUAAAUACAAUUGAUACCCUUUAUGAUGAUGUUGAAGAAGAUAAAUUUAUGGAAGAUAUUCAAAUUAGAUAUCUUCAAAUUAUAUAUGAAGAUGGCGUUUAUUCAUUUAUUCAAAUUCAUUAUAUGGGAUGGCCUGACUUUGGAGUUCCAUUAAAUCCAAAAGAUGCAUUAGAUAUUGUUUAUAUUCAAUAUAUUAUUGGUACUACAUCAAAAUUUUCGAAUAGAAAUCUAGUUUGUGUUCAUUGUUCUGCAGGUGUUGGUAGAACUGGGGUAUAUUGUCUUUUAUCACGUAUUGUAGAAAUGGUUACUUAUGAAAUUCUUGAAAAAUCAGAAACUUAUAGUAAACAGAGAUCAACAAGUUCUUCUUCAAAAGUAAGAGAAGUAGAAGAUCGUAUUGAAGAAAUUUUAUUAAGUCAUCCUGUAAUUUCUUAUGAAGACUGUGAAGUAAUUCUUCCAGAACUUGUUUUGUCUAUUAGAAAUGAAAGAAGUAAAAUGGUUCAAACAAAAGAACAAUAUGACUUUAUAUGUGAAACUGUUAAUUGUUUUUAUGAAGAUGCUUUAGACUCUAUUAAUCAAUACUAUGAAGUUAUUGAUGCACUUACACCACUUCUUCAAGAAAAACAUUCCGAAAUAGUUCAAGACUUUAUUAAACGUAACGAGUUUUAA
Messenger RNA from Entamoeba histolytica HM-1:IMSS, 1029 nucleotides. Its product is annotated as protein tyrosine phosphatase, putative. Gene Ontology annotation, molecular function: protein tyrosine phosphatase activity. The transcript is spliced from 2 exons. Gene Ontology annotation, biological process: protein dephosphorylation. The record is from RefSeq and is a predicted model, not a curated record. Bases 1 to 1029 code for a protein of 342 amino acids. NCBI's taxonomy places the organism in Eukaryota, Evosea, Mastigamoebida, Endamoebidae.